Acanthosepion pharaonis is the source of this 798-nucleotide messenger RNA. The record is from the annotation of a GenBank genome assembly. NCBI's taxonomy places the organism in Eukaryota, Metazoa, Mollusca, Cephalopoda, Sepiida, Sepiidae.
AUGAUCAAAUUCGGUUUAAAAGGAAAGAAAAAUCCCGGACGAGAGCACUAUUUCUUACGAACCCCCACCUCUCCUUUCUCGAACCUUAUCGAUAGCGAAGGGUAUCCUUUUGAGAUCUUUUGUUACUUCCUCUCUUUCUCUUUUCGUCGUCUAGGGACUUGGCUGACGAUUAAGCAAAAAUUCGUUCCCUCUCUCUUUCGUCUUGGUAUAACAGCAUUCUCGCUCGAGAUGGUCUGUUCUUUCUUUUUUUUCUUUCUUUCUUUUCCCUCUCGUGCUUUGUUUAAGGGCUUGGUGACAGUUGAAACUGCUUUCUUUCUCCUCGAUAGAGCGGCGUUCCGCAUGCGUCGUCAAACGGGUCCAUCCAUUCCACCCGGAGACCAAUUCUUCUCGCAAUUUCGCGAACACAUCUUUUCGGCCCAUAUGCCGAGACAUUCGCCAGACGUCCUACCGGUCCACAGGCCUAGGACAAGACUAAAUUUCCGUUUCACUAUUCGUUUCCUUUUUCUUCUUGUCACGUGGUCAAUUUUCAAAAUACUAACUUUUUCCCAUUAUGGGUGGAAUGAGGUCAUCGACCCUCUCUCUCAUCUUCAGGGUCAGAGAAAGUUUAGUUUAAAGUGUUUCAACUCCUCCCAACCGGAAUAUAUCCGUGUAAAUCAUCCUGUUAACACCUUGACCAAAAGAGAAGGAAAGGGUACACUCUGGUCAAUCCUUGUCGCCACUAAGUCUACCUAUCUCUUUGGGUUUACUAUCUUUACAUUUUCUGCAAGUACUGGGCUCUUUAUUUUAGAAUGCUUCUAA